This is a messenger RNA of Oryzias latipes (Japanese medaka), 2885 nucleotides long. Lineage: Eukaryota; Metazoa; Chordata; Actinopteri; Beloniformes; Adrianichthyidae. The record is from RefSeq and is a predicted model, not a curated record.
UAGGGAGAACACGUCAAUGCAAGGUUGGGGUCAUCUAAGAUAGCACAAGGGUGAAAUCCUAUGAUUGGCUCAUCUCUAACACCCUCUUCACUAGUUACCAAAACUGGAACUAAGAGUUUUAAUUGUAGGAAGUUCUCUGAUGGCAGCCUGAACUUAACUUCAACCCAGCCACAUAAAGGAAUUUGGGUUUUAUUCACUGCUCUGACCUCCAAUGUAUUAGUUCCAAUAAUUUCAGUGAGAAGUGUGGAUAUUUUCCUGUCUCCAGGUCUCACUUAUGAGACACAUUUGCGAUCCAGUGUUCCACAAUGAUUUUGUUUCGACUUCAUCCAACAAACAAGAGAUUAGAUGAUUCUUUAAUUUCUCCUUUUUACUUUGAUCACAGAAUCCCGUUUACCUUCUGUCUGAGAUAUUACUAAGAAUACGCUCCAUUUUCAGAAUUCGGCAUAAUAAUUUCUGAAUUCAAUUUAAAAUUUUCACUUUUUUUGUCGACUUACUUGCAGAAUUAAGAGUGGAGGGUGCGCUGCCCUCGCAGUACUCUUAAUAAUGGAGCUAAUGCGGCUCUCUCCUCUUCACAUAAUGUAGUAGUCUGUGAAGUCAGUGAAAGGAAAAUCUGAAUGAGAUGUGAGGUAGACAUGAUUUACUUUUUCACAUCAACAUCAUGUUGAUGUUUAUGGCAGAAAUUGCCAUUACAAGGGCGGAGCUAAAAAUGUGGGUACCUUUUUUGAAGUGGCCACUUGUCGGGACCAUCUGUGUAAGGUCGAGACUUACUUUGUCAGGAACAGCAGGACGUUUUUGAGACCUGCAGCUUUUUCAGCACUAUGGGCAUUUGUAAGUUCAUUUGUGCGGUCAUCACCAGAGCUCUGUUCAUUCUGGUUUCUCUGGUCGGGGUCUUUAGGGUGACAUCUGUGAAAAAUGACUGCAACUACUGGUUCCUGACUUUCCUCUUUUUGCCGCUGGUCACUGAAAUGAUAAUAACUCUGAAGAGGCGAAAGGGAAAAGAUUACAAAUGGUUCUCUCCUCCUAUCUUUCUGUUUCUCAUCAGUAUCAUUCCUUUAAUCUGGAUCCUUGAGCUCCACCAUCAAGAGAACAAAUCUAGCGGCCCUGAGUGUCAUAAGCUUGAUUCUCGGGAGAGUUUGAAGAAAAUUGUGACCUCGAAUGAGACUUCAAGAAACAGCAUUUUCAAGUUUGCUGCCAAACUGAAGAACCUUAAGGCGGUGUUGGCAAGUGUGUGUUCCAAUGACUGGAUCCUGGCUCUUCAUCAGAUCUUACUUAUCCUCCUCAUCGUAGGGAAGUGGCUUCUUCCUCUUGGAGGCGGGGUCACAAAAGAUGAGCUGCUGGAACUUCUUUUGGUUUUUGUCGGCACAGCUGCAGACAUCCUCGAACUUACCAAUGAAAUACUGUCAGAUGUCAAGUGGGUAACAAACAAGGAAGAAAUUAUGCAUAGUUCAAUGUUAAAUGUCCCAUUUCAUUUAAAUAGAUUUGAGUUUUUUACCACUUCCUGCGACAGACUGUCCAGGUUGUACCCGCCUUUGACCAACAGUGGCCAGGAUGGGCUCUGGCAACCCUAUCACCCCAAAAGGGAUACAGCAGGUUAUGAAAAUGGAUGGAUGGAUGUUCAGGAGUAGAGCUGUUGUAUUGAUCUAUCAUAUUGGAUCUGUGUUUUACCACUGAUCAAGUCACUGAAGACGUUACGUCCCCAAAGUUCAAGUAUUUGCACUCUGGCAGCGCUGCUCAAAUUGUGCUGCUGCCAGACCGCUGGGCUCCACCUGACGCUCAAAUCGCACUGUAGGACCUCAGAUCACGUCUGUACCAUUGACUUGACGUUUAAACUGGCCGCCCUUGACACGCGUGUCAACGCAGCUUAAGACCCCUAAGGGCAAAACAAGAAGAACAGAUUUAUUUGUGUCUGUGAUCAAAACCACAGCGGCUUGUACUUCUGAAUAAGAAAACUUUCUGUAUUAUUUUCCUGCUUCCUGGCAUGAUUUAUAUUUUCCAGAAAGACUUUUUCCUUAUUUUAUUUCUAGUCUUCAAAUCAUAAAUUCAUAGUAAACUUGAAAUGUAUGUCAGAAAAAAAAGGUUUAUUAAAUAGUUAAUUUGCAUUUAAUGUUACUACAAGCGUUCAAAAAAUGCAUGCCGACUGUUUGGCCCCUUACACAUUUACACCUAACCAAAUCUGUCCCUCAAAAAGUUUGAACACCCCUGACUUAAAGUGAGAAUUAGUGCAUCCUUAAGAAGUCUGCAUUAAAAUAUUUGCCAGUGCAACAUGUUUUUCAAAUAAUUCAUUUAUGAAAAAAACUAAGAAUCUUUUUUUUUUUAUGUGUUUGCAGAGACAAGAGUCCUGUGAUGGUUUACAUCAUUCUUGGUGUGUGAGCCUGGAGCAUGCUGCAGUUCCCCCUACAUUUACCGGUGGUGAACUCAAAGCCAGAAAGGGAUGGGGAUUUGAGCACCAAGAAGAAGCUGAGGAGAAACAGCACAGACAUUUGGAACAUCAUGGAGGCCUUGUUUUUCCAGGAUGGCCCUUUUCUGGUGGUUAGGCUCACCGUCAUGAUCCUCUUUGAAACCAUCCACCAGAUGCUUGUUUUCUUUGCCAUUAAGAAUUCUUUGGUUGUUAUAUUGAACCUGUACAGGUUGUUUGUCAUAUGCCAUGACUACAGAGCCUUGCGGCGUAGGCCGGGGGACAGCGUUGAUGCCCCAUAAGUUGGAUGAGGUACUAGGUUUUCCCAGAGACCCCAAGUAAAGCAAAAACGAAAUGGGGUUUUAAACAAAUCAUUUUUCAGCAGAAGAGAAACAAGAAUGGUGUCCUUCUGAUAUUCUAAAGCAGUGUUUUCAACCUUUUUUGAGCCACUGCACACUUUAACCUUGACAAAAAUCCUGCGGCACACCAG